GUGUGGACUGGACUCAGGUUGCUGGUGUCUGACCCUCCUAGGUGGGUCACAUUUUCCCUGGCUGCUUCCUCUUUCUUCACACACUGCUCAUGGGGAAGUCCCUACUGGGCACUAUAAGAAGCCUCUGGGCUCUAGAAAGAAAGCAGUUCUGCCAAGAGGACAAGAUGAGGUGCAGCCUUGCCUUCCUGCUGGCCCUCUGCUUCCUUCCCGGCCUUGCUGCUGGGACUUUGGAACCUCUAAUCUUUACUACAGCUCCAGGCCCAGCUCAAGAUCUGACUGCACCUGGCUCAGAAGCUCCACUGGCCACAUCUUGGGCAGAAGGUGAUGCUGUGUCCCAGACAUUUUCCAAUUUCACCGGUUCAGUGAGUGACCGUGGGAUCUGUCAGUGCUCCGUAUCCCUGCCAGACUCUACCUUUCCUGCAGACAGAGUGGAACACUUGGAGUUCACAGCUCGUAUACUAGCCCAGAAGUUUGAGAAAGAGCUUUCUAAAGUAAAGGAAUAUGUCCAUUUAAUCAGUGUGUAUGAACAGAAACUGGUAAACCUGACUAUCCGAGUAGAGGUCAUGGAGAAGGAUGGCAUUUCUUACACUGAGUUAGAUUUUGAGCUGAUCAAGCUGGAAGUGAAGGAGAUGCACAAGCUUGUCAUACGGCUGAAAGAGAGUUUCGUUGGAAGCGCAGACAUUGUUGACCAGCUGGAAGUGGAGAUAAGGAAUAUGACUCUCCUGGUAGAGAAGCUGGAGACAUUAGACAAAAACAAUGUCCUCACAAUUCGCCGGGAAAUCUUGGCUCUGAAGGCCAAACUGAAGGAGUGUGAAAUGGCUAAAACUGAACUUGUUCCUGCUACCCCACCUCCUCCUGCUCCUGGGAGCUGCAGUCAUGGAGGUGUGGUGAACAUCAGCAAUCCAUCUGUGGUUAAGCUCAACUGGAGAGGGUUUUCCUUUAUAUAUGGUGCCUGGGGCCGAGAUUACUUGCCCGAGCAGCCAGAGAAAGGACGGUACUGGGUUGCACCUUUAAAUACAGAUGGGAAGUUACUGGAAUAUUACCGACUGUACAACACACUGGAUGAUUUGCUGCUGUAUGCAUCUGCUCAACAAUAUCGGAUUGCGUAUGGUCAAGGGAGUGGUACAGCAGUAUACAACAACAACAUGUAUGUCAAUUGGUAUAACACAGGGAACAUCGCCAAAGUUAACCUGACCACCAAUGCAGUGGCUGUGUCUCGACCUCUUCCUAAUGCUGUCUAUUCUAAUCGUUUUUCUUAUGCUAAUGUGGACUGGCAAGAUAUUGACAUUGCUGUGGAUGAGCAUGGGCUGUGGGUGAUUUAUGCAACUGAAGCCAGCACUGGUAACAUAGUGAUUAGUAAACUCAACGACACCUCGCUUGAGGUGCUAAACACAUGGGUUACCAGGCAGUACAAACCAUCUGUUUCCAGUACUUUCAUGGUAUGUGGGGUUCUCUAUGCAACUCGCACUCUGAACACCAGAGCAGAAGAGAUUUUUUACUACUAUGACACAAACACAGGGAGGGAAGGCAAUCUAGCCAUCAAGAUGCGCAAGAUGCAGGAAAGGAUUCAGAGCAUCAACUAUCACCCUUUUGACCAAAAGCUUUAUGUCUACAAUGAUGGCUAUCUUGUGAAUUAUAAUCUUAUCUUCCUACAGGAACCCCAGGAGCCUGUGUAGGUGUUAGGGUAAAGGAAAAUAUAAUAUCUAUUGAAAAUGGUCUUCUUGUUUAGACAUUUGUAGGAGAAUCUAGAAGUGAGUUUCUUUAGAAAUAGUAUUUAGUAGAGACAGUUCCACCACACUAGAGACUUAGGAUUUUUUUUUUCUCCCUGAUUUGAUGCGCUGUCUUGAAAACCACCUGCCUCUUCACAUGCAUUUACCAAUUACAAUUAGGUUCUUCAAGGAUAGGAUUAUCAGAGGCCAAAUGUAGUGUGGGUCUAAUGAAACCUGUAGUGAGGUGGCAACAGGAAAUUAAGGAAUUUAGUAAAGGAGAACUUAGUGUGGAUUAGGGGGAUUAUUUGUACAGGAAUAGUUGGUUGAUCACUAGUACUUGACUAGGCAGCCCCUUUAAUUCUUCCAUACAUGAAAAGAGUCUGGGAUUUAAUUAGGUAGGUUAAUACUGGAAGGUACAUUAGGGGACUGUAUUUUCAAUGUUGUUUUUUUACUAGCUCCUGGAACAAUGUCUUGUCUAUUUUGGACAGGUAACAUUGGCAUGUUAUGUUUUAUCUGCUAAAUGCUCUGAGUCUGCUAGCAUUUUAGAGGAUAUUUUAUGAAUUACACUGUACACUGCAAAUCAAUCCUGGGAGUAUUGGGCUUUCAUUUCUCUCAUUGUCUGCUGACAUGAUUGUUAGUAGAACCCCCUACCUUGUGAUUCAAUUCUCAAAGCAGCUGAUAUGUUUAGAACCAGGCUUACCAACCAGUUCCCUUUUUCUACUGCUUGUUAUUUUAUGUUAAUUAGUUUUCUAAGGAGUAGAUGUAAAAUGAUUUUUUUGUCUAAUUGUCAAGUUUGUUUACACAACUCCAAGGUUACAUGCAAAUCAGAUGCCCAUGAUAAAGUGAUAGGAUUUCUAGUGAUACAAUGAAGUCUGUGAAAUGUCAUCAAGACUUGUAAUAAAUAAGUCAUGCCAAUUAUUUCAUGCAAUUUUUGUCUUUAAACCUGGACCUUAUAACAAAGUGAAAAUUUAAUGUUUUUCUAGAAAGACAUAUAUAACAGCCACUUAAGGUAUCUGAUAAAUCAAGUCAGGUGUUGAGAACCUUACAAUGUAGGCUCUCCUAUAACAUCUGGUAUUUCUAAUCAAUGUACAAGUCCUAGUCAAUAGGAGUCACCCUUUAAAUGCUGUACUCCUCCUUUAAAAAUAAUGAUUAAGGGUUGGAGAGAUGGCUUAGCGGUUGAGCGCUUGCCUGUGAAGCCUAAGGACCCCGAUUCGAGGCUCGGUUCCCCAGGUCCCACGUUAGCCAGAUGCACAAGG
Jaculus jaculus (lesser Egyptian jerboa) is the source of this 2965-nucleotide messenger RNA. RefSeq names its product olfactomedin 4 (gene Olfm4). Gene Ontology annotation, biological process: signal transduction. The transcript is spliced from 5 exons. The record is from RefSeq and is a predicted model, not a curated record. NCBI's taxonomy places the organism in Eukaryota, Metazoa, Chordata, Mammalia, Rodentia, Dipodidae. Bases 90 to 1676 code for a protein of 528 amino acids.